This is a messenger RNA of Aureobasidium pullulans EXF-150, 851 nucleotides long. Its product is annotated as Hydroxyisourate hydrolase. The record is from RefSeq and is a predicted model, not a curated record. Bases 307 to 720 code for a protein of 137 amino acids. Gene Ontology annotation, molecular function: hydroxyisourate hydrolase activity. The transcript has a single exon. NCBI's taxonomy places the organism in Eukaryota, Fungi, Ascomycota, Dothideomycetes, Dothideales, Saccotheciaceae. Gene Ontology annotation, biological process: purine nucleobase metabolic process.
GUGAUGUUGAAGCAGAGCAGAGCCUCAGUUGAGCCUCAUGCGCUAAGAGAAAGUGUUGGCGGGGGCAUGCGACGAAAGCGGCGAACCCCGAAGACAGCUGAAAGGUAAAACAAUUGGAGUGUGAGAGUGAGAUGAAGAGAUAACAAACGAUUUCUCCAUAUUUAGAAGCUACUUCACUCCUGUGAGUCGAACAUUGUUGCUGUUUCUUACCUCAUCCUCUUUCGACCCCUGGUCGACGUCCUUUUUAGAAACAAGCCUCCUCCUAUCACCGACCACAUUUCGCUAGAUUACAUCCAGACCAGCACAAUGUCAGCUCCUCGUCCCUUCAUUACAUGCCAUGUCCUUGAGACGGUCUCGGGUCGCCCGGCGCCUGAUAUGCGCGUCACUCUCUCGCUGCUCUCCCCACAAUGCUCCAACUCGUCUACACCUACCGUCUUUACCGCAUCUACCAACUCCGACGGCCGCGUGACCGCCUGGCAGUCCAAGGGCACCGUCACCACCUCUGAGCUCGACCACCUAGUCAGCUCACUCAAGUCCGACCUCAAGGAUGAUGAGCAGAUGAACUGGAGCUUAGUCUUUGCGACCGAGGAGUUCUACGGCAAGGGCAAGACCUUCUGGCCUGAAGUCGAGCUCAAGUUCUGCACGAGCAAGGAUGAGAGACACUACCACGUUCCUCUGCUCUUGGGUCCCUGGAGCUACACUACCUACCGUGGCUCGUAGGCGAAGGGCGAGAGUUUCGACAUUGAAACACGACAAGAGCAUGAUUUACGAGAUACCAACAGCGAGCCCAGUACGAUGGCAGGGGCCCAGGGACGAAGGACAAUUGCCGAUACUCAAGUACAGGGGACAGG